Molecule: messenger RNA, 4478 nt
Organism: Caenorhabditis auriculariae
Lineage: Eukaryota; Metazoa; Nematoda; Chromadorea; Rhabditida; Rhabditidae
Source: the annotation of a GenBank genome assembly
AUGGCUCGGAUCCAGUCGACGAUGCUCGACGACCGCUCCUCCACCUCCCGGGAGCGCAGUUUCGAGGACAACGAGGUCGGAGAUUCUGAUCAUUUUUGCCCUUUUCUGGUUUAAUUUGUGUCAUACGUGGUUUCAUGGUUUUUCUUCAUCAUUUUUUUCAAGCCAUUUUUCUCUCCACAUUGCGUAAAACCAAAAGUUUUUUUGAUUAUCUUUAAACUUUGAAAUGAAACCGUGAAGUCGCCGAAGAAAGCUUACAAAAACUUCGCCAAAUUAGGUCAUUAAAAAAAGUUGAUUCAAAAAAAAAGUUCUUUAAAACGUAUAUGAUUUCAAAGAAUCUUUUCUCAAAAUUCCUACGACAUAAAAGAAAAUCAGCCCAUUUUUCAGUACACCUUUCAAACGAACAGCUGCGAUAUUUUAAUUGGUUUGAAAUUUUUGAACCAAGAUUUAUUUAGUGAAAAACUUUCUGCUCGUUUCAAAAUAGAUAAUUUUCCGGUUUCUAAAAGAGAGGAUAAAUCGAAUGAAACUUUUUAGAUAUAUUACAUGUUCGUCACACAAUUGUUUUUGAAUUCUUUCAUAAAAUUCACGGAAUCCAAUUUUCUUUUUUUGGACUUAGAAAACCCACAAAAUUUGUGGAAGAGACUAAUAGGGUAAAAAAAAAUGUGCUCAGUACUCAAGUUUCCUCAAAAAGGAAAAAUAAAAGCCAUUUUUUCAGGUAACAGGCCUUCGAAGCAAACGUUUAGUCGCCCUUUUAAUAUGUCUUUCCGUCAUUUUCAUCGUUUCUCUUCUACUUUUAGCGGUUCGUUUUUUUUUUCAGCAAGUCCAAUUUUCAAUAUUCCUUGGAAUUUAAUAAUAUCAAACCAAAAAGUCAUGAAUUUCAAAAAUAAACAAGAAACUUCCAGCUCAACCUAAUGAUAAUCUCGACGCUCCAAAUGAACGGAAACGGGAUGAAAUUUCUUCGAUUCCAUCAAAGUUAUAACAAACAGACGGAUCAGAUGGAAAAGGUUCGAUAUUAUUAUAGAAUCCUGAUUAAAAUUGAAUUUUAAGACGGUUGAAAUGAGCGGAUCGAAAGUGGAACUGGGAAAAGUCGUUUCGAACGGAUUAGUCGUCGGAUUUCCAGAGAAAGACAUUCUGAUACAUGCUCCGAGGGUAUGAUUUUUCCCGUUUUCUGUUUUAAAAACUUAAGAACGCCAGAGGGACCCCUAUAGGGGUUAGGAAUAAAAAACCCCUGUUAGAGACAAAAAAGUGCUCCCUGUAGAAAUAAAGUUUAGGUAGUCACUAUAGGGGUUUAGUGACUGACUCGUAAGUCCCUAAAGCUCAAGUGGUCUCUAUAGGGGUCUUUUCAUUCAAAAAAGUUAACUUAUUGAGGACUACUUGGAGAGAACACUAAAGUGGCCACUAAACAUACCUCUAUAGUGGCCACUAUUUUCCGUUUUAGUGGCCCCUAUGGGGGUUCUCGAAUUAGUGGCCACUUCAGUAGCUUUUGAUUCAAGAUUCCAUCCAGUAACUCUGAUAAUUUAAAAAAAACCAAAUUGGACCAGUUAUGUUGAUCCAGUGACUCCUAAAGUGGCCACUAAAAUUUUCAGUGGUCUAGUAGUAGCACUUAGACCUCUAAAGUGCCCACUAAGAUUCAACCCCUUAAGUGGCCACUAAUUUGACUACUAUAAUGGCCACUAAACGUCAAAACCACUAUAGUGGCCACUGAAAAUUUGCGUGGUUUUUAGAGAGGAACCUUCAAAGGCCCCUAUAGGGACCGCUCUGACGCUCAUAAAAAUAUUAAAAAAUAAUUCAGAUAACCGUUUCAUCAAAACCCAACGAUUCACGGUUCGUCAUGGAUGGGAACACGUGUAAAUUCGAAAACACCAAUAGUUUUCAGGUAAAAAUUUGAGGUAACUAAAAAAAAAGAAGAGUUUGAGAUCGUGGAUUCGUCAGGAAAAACUGUAUUUUCCGCUCGGCAUCCGACAAUCACAAUCGAUAAGAAGAUCAAAAAAAUCAGCGCGACUAAAAUAAUCACCGACAAGGUAUGAGUUUUUCUUCAAGUUUAUUGUUUUUUAAAACUAUUAUUUGAUUUUUUUAAUUUAAAAAAAGGGAGCAUGUUGGUUUUUCUUCUGAGCCAACAAUUUUUUUCAUUUUAAUUUUUGAAAUAAAAAAAUCAUUUUCCUGUUACUCAAAGUUGCUUUAAACAAAAAUAAGAAGACUAACUUUUUAAUGAUCGUGCUUUUUGAUAUCAAGAAAUACAUUUUUGAAGUGCAGUUUUUCCUGAAACAAUUUCAUCAUAGUGACCUGGAAAACUGCUAAUUCAUUUCUUCAAAAAAACUUUAAAAAUUGAAAAAAAGAUUAUUUUGGAGAGUUAGAAAUUAUUUUCCAUUUCGCUAAAUUGCUUUGAGCGCGGCAUAAAAAUUACGAGUUGAUAAAUUAAAACUUUCUCAAUUUUUUUAGUAAAAAAAUUAACCGAAAAACAGAUUUUUUUGAAAUGAGGGCAAGCUCGAUUUUCAAUAGACCUUCUCCCAUGCCUUUUUUUCUUAAAUUAAAACAUUUUAGGCCAUUUUUUUCUGAAUUUAAUGAAUUGAAAAUGACAGUUUACGACCGAAAAAACACGGUCAUUUUUUUAAAGGACUUUUUCCAGCUUCGGUCACUUUUUUAGACUUGCUGGCGAUGACCAAGAAAUAAUUUUUGAAACUUUUUUUCUGCAUUUCGCCAACAUUUCUGUACAAAAAAGUCGUUUUCCUCUUGCCGCGAAACCGCAUUCGGUGUAUGCACAAUUUCAACCUACAGUGUGCUUCAAUAUACCAAACCUCCUUGCAGAUCCGUUCGGGCGUCGACGAGGACCUCAAAAUUCAGACGGAUGACGUCACGAUCCGUGGCAACGAGGCGCUUCGUCUAGACGCACGUCGGAUCGACAUCUCCGGCGGGACUCGGGUUGCCUUCAACACUUCCGUCAGUUUUAUCGUUUAUUUCUGUUUCGGAAAAGAUUCUUUACAUUUUGAUGAUUUAUUGAAAGUUAGUCUUUCGUGUAAACUUUCUCUUUAUUUUCAAGUAGUUUACGUUUUCAAAGUACAUAUUUAUGCUUAGUAUUCAUUUAUUUAUUUAUUUAUCUCACUCAAACACAAACAUACAAAAAUAUUCGAAAAGGAAAAAAUUUAAUAUGACAUGUUCCGAUUUUUCAAAAAUCUGACCAUCAAACUUUCACAAAAGCUCUCUUUCUUUCCGAAUUUUUAUACUUCGCCGAAAAAUGUUCUAAAAUCUCAUCGCAAACUCUUUCCGAGAUAAUAUUUUCCUUUCAAAUUGCAUAAAAAAAGUUUCUCAGUGCGUUGAAAUUUCUCUCCUCUAAUUAUUUUUUCAUUCAAUUUGAGCCUAUGGUUCAAUUUUUUUCUCUAUUUUUGAAAACACUCUAUUCUGAGCUUCAAAAAAUCCCUGACUUCGAAAUCGAAAAGAAGCCAGAUUUGGCACACCGAUAAUUCAAAGUCCCUGGGGGACAAAACUCGGCAGAAAAAAAGGUCGAAAAGCUAAACAGAGAGCCGAGAUUUCGCAUCAAUAUUCAUGUAUAAUGCAAAGUCCCAAAUGACGUUCAUCAUGUUUUUGUCUAGGAAGGGACUCCUAAACUCUCAAACGUCAUAUUCUAGUCGAUCAGAGAGAAUUCGAAUAUUUUUGGAUCAGUUAAAAUUUUUCUUAAUAUGUGAUAAGUGACAUCAAAGAGUCAGUUAUCAAGUUUUGAAUAGUCCUUUGAAAUACCAUACUACUCAAGAGCCAAGUUUUUUUAGAAGCAGGCGAAAUAAUAAAAAUUAAAGGAAAAAUUUUUUAAAAAAAGCUUUCUGAAACUGAAAACUUGAGAAAAAAAUGUCAAAAAAACCCCGCACCGAGUUUUUUACAGCAUGCUAAAAUUAUUUUUUUGAAAAAAAUGAUCGAGAGACAGGCUUGAGUGUCCUGGCCCGGGGAGGCCUGGCUUGGCCCGCAUGUUAUGCAAAAAAGCCCGAGCGGGCUUGGGACAGGCACGCUUCAAAAAAUUUUCAGCAAACCUUUUUUUGGUAAAUCAUACUUUCUGUUAAAUUGUAGCUAAAAAAUGAUCAAAAUGUAGUUUCUGUCCUAAAAAAAAACCUUGAUAUUUGGUCUGAAAACGCUUUUUUCGCGGUUUUUGAGGCGGUUCGGUUGUUUUUAAGGUCAGGCCAGGUCGGGCUUAGAAAAUGGACAAGAAAGGGCAGAUAGGCUAGCGGGCCGGCCCUAGCACAAGCCUGUGUCGUCAUUUUUGUGCUCUCAAAAUUCCUUCCAAUCGAAUAUAUACUCUGAGAUUUCAGCGCGACGGGUCGAUCCAUCUGCGAGGCGGCGUCCGUCUCGGCAGCGGGACGGCGGCUCUUCCAGUCUCGUCGUCGCCGGCCUUGUCGGCGAGUCUCGACGCGAUGCGCGUCUGCGCCUGCGUCCACAACAAGCAUCAGCUGUUCCUCGUCGCCGCCAACAGGCCUUGUCAGGCCUCCCAGUUCUGCUGA